Messenger RNA from Schizophyllum commune H4-8, 522 nucleotides. RefSeq lists its product as uncharacterized. Lineage: Eukaryota; Fungi; Basidiomycota; Agaricomycetes; Agaricales; Schizophyllaceae. Gene Ontology annotation, molecular function: nucleic acid binding; zinc ion binding. Bases 1 to 522 code for a protein of 173 amino acids. The transcript has 2 exons. The record is from RefSeq and is a predicted model, not a curated record.
AUGGUGUACGCUCUUAAGGACGACGAGAUCAUCAUGGAGGUAAUGGACACCGCACCUUCGAAUUGGAAUACAAUCCUUUCGACUCAACUAUACCCUGACCUCGUCUCCUUCCAGUCCGCAAUCCGCUAUCACGAGGACGCUCUUCUUGAAGCAGGUGGUGAGAAGAAGAACUUCAAUCGUUAUGAUCAGCGAGAGUCCUGGACGAGAAGUAAGCCAACAACGUUUGCGCGUGCUCACCUGGUGGGCUCCUCCACCGAUCUACCCCCUCCCAAGUUCCCGAAGGAUGACGCAAACAUAUCAAAACGCGCCACACCCAAGGACAAGGGAGCGCGCGGUUGUCGUCACUGUGGAAGCCUGAACCACUGGGACAAGGAGUGUAAGUACGCGUUCAAAGGCACGAGGAGUGCACGAACUCGCCUAGCAGAGGCCUCAAUAGACCUCCUCGAAGCAGAGGACGAGUACGAGGACCUAUACUAUAGUACGAACCUGAAGGUCAGGAUUUUGAAGUUCCCCUUCAGGUAG